ACGUGCUCUCUCUCCUUUAGCUUUUAUAUUUCUGCUGUUCUUUGUUUUAAAUGAUUUGAAAUGAUGACGGUGUUAAUGUAGGGUGUUCAUGGCCCCGUCCGUUAAUGUUUUACCGUAUAAUUGUCAUGAUUGAUGUUAAAAUGAGUAUUUGAAUGUGUGUUUGCUGCUAAUAAAAUUAGCAUUAGGCUAGCGCUAGCUGCUACGGGUUUCCAAGCCUCUCAAGGUGUGUGUACAUUACAUUAUAUUCAUUUCGCAGACGCUUUUGUCCAAAGCUACUUACAAGAAGUGUAUUCAACCAUGAAGAUAAUACUCAGAGUGCAAGAAUUAAUAAGUGCAUAAACAUUCAUCAAAUAGGCAAAAACCGUUUUUUUCCAGUCGUGUGCUGUGCAUGGGUUUAGAAACAGCCGUGUGUCCCUGAAGGCAGCAUGGUUAAAUGUCUCACGUGAGUUUUUUUUGUUGAAUUCAUAUUUUUUUGUAGUAUGGUGGAGAGAUGCACAACUGGCACAUACAAGUGUAUGAGGCCUGUAUGUUCCUUUUUUUUCUUGAUUAAGGUAUGCUUGUUUAAAUACGUAUUAAUGUGGGUUUCAAUUCAUUUUGUAGGGAAAAAAGUUAAAUAAUUUGCAGAGAUAACAUUUAUUUUUAUGUCGAUUUAUAGCAUUUUAUGUUUUAUAUACUUGCUCGUUUAGUGAGUAGGUUUGAAUGUACAACAUAACAUAAAAUAAUGUUGCAUUUGAGUGACGGGGAUGCUCGGCGCUGUAUGGUAGAGAGAUGCACAAGUGGCUUGAAGUGUAUGACCCCUGUAUGUUCUUUCUUUUUUUCCUGAUAUAGGAAUAAAUUCCACAUCCCCACAUUUCCGUCUUGUGUCCCUCACUCUGUAACAACGUACACAAUGCAGGGAGGAAGAAGAAGCUGAUAAUGCAGCUCCAGUCCGAUGGGAAAAUCCAUGGCAGUACAAAAACGGGACAACUUUCAAAAGGGAGGGCCAACGUUGAAGGAAUGUGUGGAUAUUCCAAAAGUGCCGGUGGGAAAAUAAUGAAGGACUCGUCAUAGGGGGCUGAGAACCACACAAAGAAGUGUCCUCCAGCUGAUCCCAAGGCUGAUGCUGCCAAUCUGGAUGAAGAUCUGCUACAGAACCACAAAAAACCUGGAGAGAGCCGAGAGUGGCAGCGUUGGCAUCGUUUAGAAAAACCCUGAGCUGGAAAUGAGCUGCGCAAGCUGCCUGUGCGCACUUCUUCCCUCAGAUCGCUGCGGGCCGUCAUAGCCGGUACGCGUGCGGAGACAGAACCGAGUCAGCGCAAACACUCAUUUCUGCCGUGACUUACAACCUUUCCCUGCUGUAAAUGCGUUAACCUAAAUCUGUCACCUCUUGCUUCUCUCCCUUUGUAGGUGAACCACCCCUCACACACACACACACACACACACAACAGUGGAUAUACGAGACAAGGAAAGCGGCACUUAAUCCGUAGAGUGCACUGCGCGAGGAGACACUAUUGUCCGGGACGAAUACGCCAGGUCCUGUCCUGUCCAGCUCGCACCGGGAAGAGACGGGACCUCUGCACAGUGAAGAGGCGCUCCUGAAGAGCAGCCACACUUAAAGGGAGAGAGAGAGAGAGAGAGAGAGAGAGAGAGAGAGGGGAAGGUGGAGGAUAUUUUACGCACAGCGGCACCCGCUCGCACCGUUUGACGCACGGCGAUAACUGCGAGUGUCCUGCUCCGCUGCGCACUCGGCACAGUCGCCUCGCCUCUGGCUCGGAUUUGCACUUGACCAGAGGUCCACACCGAGCGGUCGGCUGCGAUGGAUUCACUCAUCAUAGCGGCCCUGGCGCUGUGCUCCCUGACGGCACCAGCCCACGGAGACAAAGGGACCAGCAAAGCCCGGAGUUGUUCGGAUAUCAGGCAGUUUUACAGCGGGAAAGGCUUCGCUCUCGACGGCGUCCCGCAGUUCGAAAUAUCAGGGGAGCACCUGCGCAUCUGUCCCCAGGGUUACACCUGCUGUACUAGCGACAUGGAGGACAGCCUGGCCGUGCUGAGCCGCAGGGAGAUGGAGGGACUUCUCAAAGAGGCUGGACGAUCCUUACACACCUCACUCACUGGACAGUACAAGGCUUUUGAUGGUUACAUCUUGGAGUUGAUCAACCGCUCUGCGAUUAGCCUACAAGACACUUUCACUGCAACUUGGGGUUUGACGUACUCCCAGAAUUCCCAGGUCUUCUCUGACCUAUACACGGAUUUGAGGCAAUACUGUCGAGGCUCCAAUGUCAACCUGGAAGAGGUACUCAACGAGUUCUGGGCCAGGCUGCUGGAGAAGCUCUUCUACCAGGCAAACAGGCAAAAUGUCAUAGGUGAGGACUACCUGGAGUGUGUAUCGAAGCAGAUAGAGACACUACGGCCCUUCGGAGACAUACCCCGUGCGAUGAAGAUGAUGGUCACACGCACAUUUGUGUCUGCACGCUCCUUCAUUCGGGGACUGGUGGUCAGUGGGGAAGUGGUGCGCAAAGUGUCCCAGGUGCAGCUGAGCCAGGAGUGCAUGCGGGCCAUGAUGAGGAUGACUUACUGUCCCCACUGCCGCGGCAUGUCCUCCGCCAGGCCUUGUGCCAACUACUGCAGUAACGUCAUGAAGGGUUGUCUGGCCAACCAGGCUGACCUCAACACUGAGUGGAGGCAUCUGGCCGAAACCAUGAUGCAGGUGGCUGGUCGCUUUGAUGGUCCAUCCGGUGUGGAUGCCGUGGUCCUCUCCCUUCCCAGUCGCAUAUCGGAAGCCAUGUUAACGAUGACGGAUAAUAUGGAGACCAUCAACAGCAAGUUGUUCCAGGCCUGUGGCAACCUCAGAGAGGGCGGAACCAGCAGCACGGGGGUUGAUGAAAUGAAGAGAGGGAGGGUCACAGUGGAGGACAGGCUGGAAACCAGCUCAAACAAAAUGGACAAACUGGUGUCUGACGUAACUGUGAGAUUGAGGGACUUGCAGUCGUACUGGGUUUCUCUUCCAAGUCUGCUCUGCAGUGACAGAGUGGCUACUGGAACGGGGGCCGAGGAAAAGUGUUGGAACGGCAUGAGCCGUGCCAGGUACCUGCCCGAGGUGAUGGGUGACGGCCUGGCCAGUCAGAUCAACAACCCUGAAGUGGAAAUCGACAUCACCAAGCCAGACAUGACAAUACGUCAACAGAUAAUGCAGCUGAAGAUCAUGACGCACCGCCUGAAGAAUGCUCUCAACGGCCAGGAUGUGGACUUCCAGGACACCAGUGAUGAUGUCAGCGGUUCAGGAAGUGGCAUGUGCACCGAAGAAACGUGUUCCAAGGGUCCACGUCUCGUCGAGCCCAUCACUGACCGACCCGUACACUACCCCUACCCUCCAGAAAACAAGAAGGUGAAAGCGUUGGCCAACCAGAACCUCCCCUGCGUCACCAUUUACCUGCUUCCACUGCUCAUUUUGCUGCUCCGGCGAUAAUUGAGGGGGAAAUCUACCAACUGGGACUGAGUUUGGGACACAGGGUUGGGGAGGCUGAAGGGGGAAUGAGGAGAAGUUAGGGGUUAGUUACUUUGCCAAAACAUAGUAAAUAUUAGGAAACAACAACAACAACAACAACAACAACAACAACAACAAAAUCACCUGGACGGACAUUCUUUUGGUUCUUGAUUAGAACAAAAUGGGAUUGCGAGUACUACGAGUAAAUGUUUUGAUUCUGCUCCCGUCUUUUAUUUCUUGCUAUAUUAUGACACCAUUAGAGCUGGUCUUUUUGCAUCUUCUAAUGUUUUGUUUCUGGUGUUUGGGUUCUCUGAUAUCAUAUCUGUACCUAAGACAUGUGUUACUAUAUUGCUGACAGUAUGUUGGUGUUGACACCACGGGGAGAGGGAGAUGCGGGCUUUGCAGUGGCGCUCGGAUACAUAUAUUUGAUAUAUUUGUUAUAUUUGUUAUUCCACUCCUUUAAAACAGCACUUGUGUUCAGUAGAAUUAUUUAUUUAUUAAGAACUCAUAAUAGGCCGAACAGUGACUUAAUGGCUCCAUGGUAUUUAUAGAAAGAAAAGAAAAAAGAACACAAACCACAAACUUUGAUGAAAUAUAAUAUCGAUGACUCUUAUAGGAGGAUAAUCUGGACAUCACAGCCCACCAGACCUGUUAAUGCAUUAAGCCUCAGAAUAUCUCACGGGGAGGAUGGGAGCACUCUGCGUCAGCACUUUCUGCCAUUUAAGCUGUAAUAAUAGCCGUGAUCACAUUCACACUGACAUGAUCGUCUAAUGUAGGAGUAACAUGACCCACCAUUCACCACUCCAUCCAUCUACUCAUCCCUACAUUCCCCCUCCACCCCUGCUGAGGCAGAUCUCCCUCUCUCUCGAAAAACCCUGCUGGCAGUGUAGGAUCAACCUGAGUGUCGGGUGUUAGCAAAACACAUGCUCGGCCGGGCCCAGGUCUCAGAUGACAGCAGCUUCCCACUAUAGAGCGCUGUAAGCGGAACGGGGGCGUCGGUGUGAGAUCGCCCCUCGCAGCAAAGGAUACGACAGUUCGUGAUUUUGGAAAACGUGUAGCAGAACAGAAAUAUAUACAGAAGCAGAAACACUGCUGUCAUGUAGCACUUUUUUCCCCCCAGUAUUCAUUUAAUGUGCACAGCAGAGAAAGAAAAAAGAAGAAUAUGCAUAAGUUUGUGUGCUCCCUGCAAUGGCCCAGUGUUCCUGUGAUUAGCAUCUUAAUUGCAACCAGCAGUGUCAUUUCAGAGUUAUAUAUUUUUUUCAAAUCGCAGCAAUGAUCCAUAUCACAGCAAAAGCCACACCAUGCACGUCUUUGAACUGUACUACUAUCUCUGUAGCAACCACAGCAGUGUACAUAUUUUGAUUGCUUCUUUGUUGUUUUCUUGAGAAAAUAGCCAAUUAGGUAUCAAGAUUUUAUAAUGGCCAGAUCAUUGGAUGCUCUAACUUCCAUCAUCUGUCACAUUCAUAUCUGCCUUCUUUUUUUCUGCAACUUGUAUUCUUUUUUUUAAUAACAGUGCCUCUGUCUUCCCACGCCCCAACCCCUUCUUUACCCUUCCCCCCCGCUCGUCAGUUAUUAUGACCCUUAAAGCUUUGCUCAUGCUUCUACAUGAUGGCAAGGCAAUAUGACAAUGACACAGUGCUUCAUUAUGUGUCAACCUUAGUGGGAAUGUUGUGGGAACACACAGUGUGAGGCUUUUUCCCGAUGAGGAGCUUUGCUGGGAGGAAACACGUACCCCAUUUUCAAUUUCAAAGAAACGUCAAAGCUCUCAUUUAAGAAUACUGUGUGCAGGAUGAUGGGACUACACUUGCAUGUGUGUACAUGUUUAUGUGUUUGUUUGUGUGUGUUUGCGUGAGUGCACUUGACUGAUAGAGCUGCAGAGGGGACGGACAAUAGAGCCUUUAUAAAUCUUGUUUGGAUGCCACAGAAAUGAAAUGUAUUCAAAUGCAUUGGACUCACAUUGUAUGCUUGAGUGCUAUGCGACCGACAGCAAUGAGAGAUUAAUAUAUCAAAUUUUUCAAAAACGGUAUUUCCAUCCUACUACUGUAAUAACUCCCGAUCCGUAUUGAUCACAUCCGUACUUGUCAGUAUUGUAUGUGACAGAGAAAUGGAAUGGGAAGGACGGCCGCCAAUGGAAAUGCUUUUUUAAAGUACAUCAUUGCUUCAGUUGUACAGUGGGACAAUGCUCUAUACUUCAUUUUGUGGGGGGAAAAAUCUAUAUGAACUUGACAGUUGAUAAUACUGCAAAUCCAGUUAGGUAUGGUUUUGGGCUCUGUCGAAGUGUGAGAGGCACCUCUGGUAGAUACUUGGUUAAAUAUGGGAGAGGUUGUUGUCACACGUGUUACCUGACUGAUCAUUUUUUUGAUGGUACUUUCUGUUUUUGAAACGCUUCAGCAAUGAAUGCCUUGUUGCUCUGUGUGGAUGUGCGUUUAUGUGGGUGUGUGUUAUUCUGUUCGUCCCUGGUUAAGAAAUCUGCCUGCGACUGCCUUUGACACUUUGUAUAAGGUUGGGGUCAAUUUUGAGAUUUAAAAAAGACAGAUUUGAUGAUAUUAAAUGUUCAACUAGUGAAAAAAAGAAAAUACAAAUGAAAAGCAAAGAACAAUUAGCAAGAGCACGGCACCGGUCCGGUUUUUGUGACCCUCGAGAGAAAUCAGAAUAUGAAUGUGAAAGUAAAGAAUGAGAAAUGACUCCAACUGCGAUGGUGACAUUCCAAUUCAACGAGGACUUGCGACUUAAGACUCAGACUUCAGUUUCAAUGACUCCCUCACAAUGUCAUCGGCUGGAAUUUGCACAACCCCCCUCCCCCCCCCCCCCCCCCCUUCUCUAUUCCAUCACCUUUUGAUCUCAUUAAUUUGUUGCUCAAAGUCCCCCUCCCUUUUAUAAAACCAGCACUUUUAUGAGGCCAAUAAAUGGUGUUGUCAGCACAAAGACAUCACAAGAUGGUCAAUCAAUAAGUGAGUCAACACCUUCCAGGAAUGACUAUUGAUUGGGGAUGUGUGUAUGCAGAUAGAUAUGGCCCAGGCAAGACGUCUCCUCUUCAACUACGGUGAAACAGUGUUAACGCAAAGACCCUAAAAGUGUGAGAGGAGGCAGGGGAGAUCAGUGUGUGCGUCUCAAUCCUGCCCUCGUUGAUCACUGUAGGUGGCAAAUAUGCUGAGCUGAUUGUCCAACCAUUUGAAACAGCUUCAUUGUACACUGAGCUGAGUGUGGGAGGUUUUAAUCUGAACGGUGCCAAUUUAUUCGAAAGAAGAAAAAAAAGGAAUUUUAAUUGUCUUGUUUUUAUUUACUUGGGUUUUUGUUCUGAUCAGAAAUCUGUGGAGAGUUUGUGCUCAUGGUGAAAGUAGAUGCCAGAAAGAGGUUGGAAAAUACAAAUGUCUCAUUUGCUGUUGUACCUGAAAUCUUGUGUCAAUUAUAUACAUUGUAAGAUUUUCAA
This is a messenger RNA of Scophthalmus maximus (turbot), 6893 nucleotides long. RefSeq names its product glypican 1b (gene gpc1b). Gene Ontology annotation, molecular function: fibroblast growth factor binding. The transcript has 13 exons. Gene Ontology annotation, biological process: cell migration; negative regulation of fibroblast growth factor receptor signaling pathway; regulation of protein localization to membrane. The record is from RefSeq and is a predicted model, not a curated record. Gene Ontology annotation, cellular component: synapse; plasma membrane; extracellular region. Lineage: Eukaryota; Metazoa; Chordata; Actinopteri; Pleuronectiformes; Scophthalmidae. Bases 1796 to 3445 code for a protein of 549 amino acids.